CAUACUUAAGCAUGAUGAAUAGCUCCAAAUCUCCCUUCUCUGAAGAGUGUAUGCAGUAUAUUAUGCAUUCAAACCAUUCAGGGUCAAAUGUCAGUAGGAUGCAGAAUUCAACCCUGGCACAUGAUCAUCUGCUUUUUAUUGGUGCGAAGUAUCAGGAGCCAAAUCAUGUGUCCAUUCCAGUCACAGUUUUCUAUGGCCUGCUUUUUGUGUUUGGAGUCCUUGCUAACAGUCUUACCAUGUUAACCUUAAUAACGAAUCUUAGAAUGAAGAUUAGUGCAAUUCGGUUUUACCUGCUCAGCUUGGCUCUGGCUGAUUUCUUGCUUCUUUUGACUAUUCCAGUUACUCUAUAUCGCUCCUACUGGCACUACUAUCCUUGGCUUCUUACUGAUCCUGUUUGCAGACUCUAUUUCAUGAUUCGACAAAUUUACUGUGCCACAACUAGCUGGACAAUUAUUGCAUUUACUGCUGAACGAUAUAUUGCAAUUUGCCAUCCAAUGUGGUCAAUUACAGGGCUUAGGCAGUCUCGGAUGACCUAUCUACUGGCAAUUAUCUGGCUACUAGCCUUUGCCACCUCUGUGCCUUUUGCUGUGGUUUAUGGGCAGUCACUAGCCUGUGUCUUGGACUACACCUCUACCACAAAGGACCAAGCUGUUUUUCAUUCAACUGUUUGUGAGAUGGUAGAAAAAGAACCCUUCCCAAUCUACAUAAGUGUGAUUAAAAUGCGCAGCAUUCUUUGCUUCCUUGUUCCCCUAAUCAGCAUAGUCAUUUUUCAUGUGCUAAUAUUUCGACACUUGACAGCCAGCAGACGUCAAAGGGAGGAAAUGGGCCUUACAGGAACCUGGAAUAGCCAUUUUUCUACACAAGGUCCUACCACUGGGAAUCUACCAAUGUCUGAAAAGAAGGCACGGCAGCUGAUGGGUGCAGUGAUUGUAGCUUUCUUCCUCUGCAACUUUCCAGACACAGCCUCAUCUCUUAUGCAUAUCUAUAUUUCAAAGUGGACAGCAAUGAUGCAUACAGUCUAUGCAUGGCUGAAGUUCUACCUUUCCCUGCCUCUUUGGUAUGUCAACAGUGCACUGGACCCCCUCCUCUUUUGCAUCUCUUCUGCGUCUUUUCGUAGGGCAUGUCGGGAAAGUUUGGUUCCUCUUAUCCCAUGGAUUGGGAAGUCUCUCAAUGGAGUUGGGAAAAAGUUACAGGUUUCUUGGGCUGGACAGUCUAGUACAGUGUUUAUUCCAACUCCCAGAGUCCAGAGAUCAAGUUGGACUCUCAACUCAACAGAAGGAGAUCACAAUGAAUGCUAUGGCUUAGAGCUGCGGACCAGUGAUCCUCGACUCCUCUCCCUCCGACAGCUUUCAGUCCUAGAGACAACAGAACACAUGUCUGACACUUAAUCUAAUGAACAUUACUUCAUAUGUUGCAGUGACUACAGCAGACAAAACACAGCAGAAUACAUUAUUUCUGCCUCACUUCCCAAAAGACUCUAAAAUGCAUAACUUGCUGAUCAGGAAGUACAUCUUAUAAAAGAAUAGGUCUGACAAGUUUGGUCAUGAAGGAAAACGAUGUGGAUGAGUUUUAUCUGUCAGUAAUUCUGAACAGUUUAUCAGACUGUUUUUUUUUUUUCAGUUCUGUAACAGGAAAAUUAUAUAUGUAAAGGAUGUAUUGCACUAUGAGAAGUAUGCAUUGGCACAUAUUACUGGUAUUCCAGCAACUGUAAAGAAAUGACAUUUCUAAUUAAAAGAAGGUUAAGAGUUCAGGAAGCUGAUCAAGCCAGCUCUGGCAUGGCAGAACAAUAAUGUGGGCUUAGAAAGAAAAUACAUCCCCUGAAGCUGUUUAAGAAAAUCAUGGACACCAAUGGUGUGGCAUUCUGUUUAGUUAUUUUGAAUGGGUAAAUGCACUUUAUAGAAAUAUUUUGCAAACAUGAUACUGGCCAAAUAGGUUAACAUGUGAUAAGGUGCCAGGCAAGGGGAAACAAAAAGAGUGCUAUAAAACAUCUGCAAAAUAAAGACAUUUUCAGGCAAGAAAUGUUGCUGCAUUAAAUAUUUGAGAAAUCUGAGCCUGAUAGAAAGCUCUCUGGCAGGCAUAAUGUUUCAGCAGGUGACCUUAUUAAUCCACCUUUAUACCAGUAAAGCAAGUAACACAGUAAUAAUAAUUUUACUCAACUAAAGACCAGGACAAGUAGUUCAGUACAAAUAUUAAGUAACAUAAGUUCAGUGAUCCAGCAAAUGCAACUCAAAGAAGAAUUAAUGGUGCAUUUUUUUCUUUUCUACGAAAUAGAAUUAUUUGAGCAUGUUAUUAAAAAGAAAGGAACUUCUGCGUUAUUUGUGACAUUUGGAUGUCAAACAAAAUGAAGCCAGAAUAGAACUGACAAAAAAUAGAUAC
Protopterus annectens (West African lungfish) is the source of this 2376-nucleotide messenger RNA. RefSeq names its product neurotensin receptor type 1-like. Gene Ontology annotation, biological process: G protein-coupled receptor signaling pathway. The transcript has 2 exons. Lineage: Eukaryota; Metazoa; Chordata; Ceratodontiformes; Protopteridae. Bases 12 to 1388 code for a protein of 458 amino acids. The record is from RefSeq and is a predicted model, not a curated record. Gene Ontology annotation, cellular component: plasma membrane. Gene Ontology annotation, molecular function: G protein-coupled receptor activity.